AUGUCGCAGAUGAUUGAAAGCAACGAGGCUUUGGAUAGUAGUAAUGCGAGGUCGAAACGAUUCAAAAAAUGCAAGGGUACAAACUUAGAGUUUAGGCGCGUGAAGAAAUACAAUAGGACUACGGUUACUGCUGCUUGCUCUUACUACAUAACUUUGGCUGCCAAGGAUCCAGCUAGAAGCAAACCUCUAACUUUUCAGACUAGAGUUAAUGAAGUAUGUUUUGGCAAGUUGAGUUUGACUUCUGAUAUUGCUAGACCUCGAGGGACUGAAGAUGGAGUGUUUACAACUGAUUACUAUGGCUAUGGUAAAGUGCCCCCUGAGGAUCUUUUUGAAAAUAGAAAGCGGUUUUAUGUGGUGAAGGAAUCAGAGCUGGAACAAAAUGACUGGAUUCGUCUAUAUUUGGAACUUGCAGUUGCUGCAACUCAUAAGAACACUGGUCGGAAUCAUGAUCUGUCCAACUUGAAGAUUCUGAAAGUGGCCAUAGAAACUCCUGAAGACUUGGAGCCACCUAAUGAGGGAUCACUCAGUGCCAUAACUGCUCUUGUGUACAUAAGAUACGAGGACUCUUGUGAGUCUCGUGUUGGUAAGGAUGUUGAUCGCAUUGCUAUUGUUAAAAGAACCUACAGUGAGCAUCAUGGAUCCUUUGUUCUCGAAGGUUGGAAUAAGCCUAUCAAAUCCGAGGUGGUGCAUGGCUUACAAGAGCUGCGGCUUUGA
Capsella rubella is the source of this 714-nucleotide messenger RNA. Its product is annotated as UPF0725 protein At3g57210. NCBI's taxonomy places the organism in Eukaryota, Viridiplantae, Streptophyta, Magnoliopsida, Brassicales, Brassicaceae. Bases 1 to 714 code for a protein of 237 amino acids. The record is from RefSeq and is a predicted model, not a curated record. The transcript has 4 exons.